Molecule: messenger RNA, 1368 nt
Organism: Callorhinchus milii (elephant shark)
Lineage: Eukaryota; Metazoa; Chordata; Chondrichthyes; Chimaeriformes; Callorhinchidae
Gene: snap47
Product: synaptosome associated protein 47
Biological process (GO): synaptic vesicle fusion to presynaptic active zone membrane; exocytosis; synaptic vesicle priming
Cellular component (GO): plasma membrane; SNARE complex
Molecular function (GO): SNAP receptor activity; syntaxin binding
Source: RefSeq, a predicted model, not a curated record
GCCCCAGGUUCCGCUCUGUCAUCGAGUUGCAGUCGCAAUGACCAGUGACCUGUGUCUGUACUCCUGGCCGGGAGCUUACUACGUGAGUGGCGAGCGGCGCUGGGCAUAUGGGACCCUCCAGAUGACCCCCAGCCAACUGGUGUUCCGGGCGGAGAAGGAGAGGCCGGAGCCGCUGGUCCGCCUGGAGCUGUCGGCGAUGCUGGAGGUCAGGAAGGAGACGUCUAGCCUGGUGUUCAGCUCCCUGACGGUGCUAGCCAGCGGGGGCCACAAGCACUGGUUCUCCUCGCUCCGGCCCAGCCGGGCAGCGGUCUUCAACGUGUUGGAACACUUCUGGAGGGAACAGCUGUUGGGCCAGGAGGGGGGCGGGGAGGGGAGCGGGAACGGGGAGGGGGCCGCGGCCUCGCCCUGGGGAAGCCCCUCAUCCAAGGGCAAGGAGCUGAUCAGCCUGGCCACCAGCUCCCAGAGGCGGCUGGAGGACACGACGACCGUCCUCCACCACCAAGGGGAGCAGUUUGACCGCAUCACGAAGGGGCUGGACAAGAUCGAGUCGGACAUGGACGUGGCUAACAGGCUUUUGACGCAGCUCGAGUCGCCGCCCUGGUGGCCGUUCGGGAGCAGAUCGCGGGCGGCGGGCGGGGCCGGAGGAGGCGGGCCGGAGGAAGCGGGAAUGGAGGAAGCGGGAAUGGAGGAGGCGGCGGCCGAGGGCGGACUCAUCGUCAAGGUGCCGGUGCUGUACUCCCGGGACGCGGACACCGGCCUCCAGCAGGGAGCGCUGUGCGUGCUGUGCUCCGGCCUGGACAUCCUGGACUGGGAAUCUCGGCCCGUCCACCGGUACCUCCGGGAGGAGGUGGACGAGGUCAGGGUCCGCAGCCCCUACCAGGUCACCGUGCGGCAACGCUUCAUCGGCCGCCCGGACGUGACCUACCACCUGACCUCGGCCCGCAUGUCCGCCGCGCUGUCCGUCAUGGAGGUCCAGUACUGCCGCAAGGUCCUCUUCCGGGACGAGCUGCUGGGAAUCUUCCGGCCGGGAGACUCCCCCGUGUCCGAGAGCUCCGGCUCCCUCUGGAAAUCAGCCAGCGGGUUCCUGGACAAGGUGAUGCACCCCGGGACAGCGAGCGGAGAGGGGCAGCUCCAGCAAGUCACGGCCCAGAGCGUGUCCGAGUCCGAGGUUCACGAGCUCCGGCAGAUCCUCGGGAAGCUGAAAAGUCUGGCCCUGGACACGGAGACAGAGCUGGAACGUCAGGACGAGACCCUGGACGUGAUAGGAAUCUCCACUGACCGAGCCACGGCCCGAAUCAACACCAACACCAGGAGAGUCCGGAAACUACUGUAGAGGAGAUGGCGGGGGGAGAGAGAGAGAGAGAGAAA